AGUCCUGACGAUGCCCCAACAGCUGCUGUCUGCAUGCCAGCAGCCACCAGUAGUAAAGACUCGGAAGGGGAGAACUCCCAAGGAGCUUUCCCCAACCAUCCUCCCAUGAAUGCUCCACUGAAGAUUAGUCCAGGCCCAGAUUUAGUCAACUCAUCCACCCCAGGAUUGCUUCUAGGUUUGGUGCAUCCCAAAAUAGAGUAUGACCCCGAUGAGGAGGGGGAAUCUUCACGGGAAUCCAAAGACACAACUCUUUACCAAGGCCCAAAUCAGGAUGGGGAGAGAACUGUUAACGCUAGCCCGGCUCCAAGCACUGAGCAUUCGUCCGUGUCGUUUGCUAACUGCCCGAUGAAGCAGUUUCCAGAUGUGCUGUUCAGAGCAGGGAUGAACCCUAAUCGUGAUGAACACUAUUCGCAGAGUUUGGGGUACGUCGGUGGGUUCGGCCGUGGGGAUGAUGUGCUCGGUCCUGCGGGGCCCUGUGGGAUGGAGAUUCAGAAUGACUGGUAUGGGGAUGAUCCAGGGAGGCUGCACAAAUGUCCAUUCUGCCCAUACACGGCCAAACAGAAGGGUAUUUUAAAGAGGCACAUCCGCUGCCACACAGGAGAAAGGCCUUAUCCUUGUGAGGUCUGCGGCAAACGUUUCACAAGACAAGAACAUCUUCGCACUCACGCAAUAUCUGUAAGUCUUCAUAAGACAGCUAAGGGCCGAUUUGAGGAUUAAUGUUUAACCGUAUUGAAAGUACUGCCUUCGUUUAUCUGAACUUGCUGUUAGUCUGUUUGUUUCUGUUCUGUAGACUGGCCAGAGUAAGAACAUAAGCAAGUGUCUGCUCAAUAUUGUGUUAAAUAUACUUAGUAAUCCUGUUGCUGCGCUUACCUGUGGUUUAUUAAUUCCAGAGAAAUGUGUGGUUUAUGCAAAAUAUUGUAGUCAAGGCAUUUUAUUUGUAUGUGCUUUGCACGGUACACAUUGCUUGAAAGCGUUUUUUCAACAAAAUCAUGUUGUUAAUGUUUACAGUAUUUUUCUUGGCUUUUUAGUUGCUAUUAGCAGAUGGAAAUAAUAUAGUUUACAUUUUGAAACCAUAUAAAAAGUCACUUUACCAAGAUCUGCUAAAUAGUCUGUAUUGCUUUACAUGAGUGUAUUGUAUGUUUGGAGGUAAAGUUGGAGGUCCUAGGACUAUAUUUUCAACUUCUAAUAUAUCACUGGCUGAUAUAUUAAAUUAUACAACAAUACACCAAGACUGCAUUGCAUGUGUAGUGUAUUACAGUUAUUGUUGUUUUACAGGUGCUGUAGUGUUAUCAGUCUCAUAACAUUGUUUUAUUAUUUUACAUGUACGAUUUGAUUGUUCUAUCAAUCAAAAAUAUCAUUAAUUUAGGAAUCCUUUGUUUGCAGCGAUCACUGUUCUACAGAUCUUUGGCACUUUAGUUAAGCAUUUUUGAAAAUAUUCAAGGGAAUUUGUGUAAUUGCUCACACUUAAAAGUAUAUUAUUUUAUGAUGUUUUUUAAAUAUAUAAAAAUAAAGUGUGUGUGUGUGUGUGUGGAAUUUAAUUGUAGUUAAAUAAGUAACAAGCAAACUGAAAAUUUUCUUUUAUGAAAGUAAUCGUAUUCAUUUGUUUUUGUGAUGCAUUAAUGCAAAUGCACUACACU
Molecule: messenger RNA, 1637 nt
Organism: Puntigrus tetrazona (Sumatra barb)
Lineage: Eukaryota; Metazoa; Chordata; Actinopteri; Cypriniformes; Cyprinidae
Product: zinc finger and BTB domain-containing protein 8B-like
Exons: 2
Coding region: 34-717 (227 amino acids)
Biological process (GO): regulation of transcription by RNA polymerase II
Molecular function (GO): DNA-binding transcription factor activity, RNA polymerase II-specific; RNA polymerase II cis-regulatory region sequence-specific DNA binding
Source: RefSeq, a predicted model, not a curated record